Molecule: messenger RNA, 522 nt
Organism: Serpula lacrymans var. lacrymans S7.9
Lineage: Eukaryota; Fungi; Basidiomycota; Agaricomycetes; Boletales; Serpulaceae
Exons: 6
Coding region: 1-522 (173 amino acids)
Source: RefSeq, a predicted model, not a curated record
AUGUCAAGACAAUGUCAGAUCUACAAGGGGUAUUACCACCAUGUUCAGUAUAAGAGAUGCUACAAAACAAAUAUGGGGUUUUCCCUGCUGCUUGUUAAUAUGGUUCAGAGUGAGAACUAUAAACAUAAAUUCAAGAUGACCUUGGUAGAUAGUGCCCUCAGCAAAGAAGUCCAUGAACUCCAUCACACUUGCCUUGUGUCUCUGUCAACUGGAUCACCUGGCAACAUAUGUCAAAAGUCUGUGAGCGUUUUCCACCACAAGCAAGCUAUUGACUCUUACUACAAGCAUAAUGACACCCUUGAGGUGUAUGCAAAUCUAUCCUUAUUUCUUUACAAUAGCUACAAGCAAACACUAGAUAUCAUGACAAGUACACUGGCCAACCUAGCGGGGGUAAUGUGGGAUCUCAACAUGGCCAAUAAAGCUACAUUCAAUAAGCUACAAGAAGAGAAGAUUUACCUGAACGGCUUAUGCAAUGUGGAGAAGACCCUGAAGAUAGAAUACUGGCAGAAGCUUGGUGACUAG